AUGGCGUUUCCUCUGCCAGUUACUGCUGCCCAGGUGGGGACAUACUUUGUGGGGCAGUACUAUCAGAUGCUACAAAACCAACCAGAAUUUGUGCAUCAGUUUUACAGUGAUGCAAGCACCAUGCUUCGAGUAGAUGGGAAUGUGAGGGAAACUGCAACUUCAAUGCUGCAUAUUCACCAACUUGUAACGGCACUUAAUUAUACGGGGAUAGAAAUUAAGACUGCACAUUCUUUAGAAUCCUGGAGUGGUGGAGUCCUGGUGAUGGUUUUGGGUUCUGUUUGUGCAAAGAAUUUCAACGGGAAGAAAAAAUUCUCUGAAACUUUUUUCCUUGCUCCUCAAGAAAAGGGGUACUUUGUUCUGAAUGAUGUUUUCCUUUAUGUUGACGAAGACCAAAUUCUGCCACACCCGAUUGUUUAUUUACCUCAGAGCAAUAUUGAUGCCAAGAUCAAUUCUUCAGCUAUAACUCGAGAACAAGCUAACAGCUACAUGCGAGGAGGAGAUAUUCAAUCUCCAGAGUUUAUAUCCCCUUCUAAAGCUCAAGAGAAUGUUCCCGUCAAUAAUUAUGACUUUUCUGAAGAACAUCUCAAGAAGGUGCCUGAAAAGGAAAUCAUUACGGAUGAUGAUUUUGCUGUCCGUUCAAACGGCUCUCUCCAGGGAACCCUCAACCAGAAUCCCGAACCACUGUCGUCCCCAGUAGAGGAACCCAUUGUCGAGACUCAAAAGCAUACAUAUGCGUCCAUAUUACAGGUUGCUAAAGGUCAAAAUGCGCAUAACAAGAUUGCUAAUGUGGAGAUCCCUCACGUGCAUGAAAACCCAAGCCAACCGCCUGUUAUGCCGCCAAGCCAGGUUGAGAAUUCACAAGUGGAGACUCCUGAAGAACCUUUUGUUGUUGAGGAUGAAGGUGAAGUUGAGGUGAAGUCGGUAUAUGUGAGAAAUGUCCCAACGAAGAUGUCUGCUUCUGAGAUUGCAGAGGUGUUCAAGAAGUUUGGUAAACUCAAGCAAGAUGGCGUAGCCAUUAGAACUCGGAAGGAUAUAGAUAUAUGCUACGCAUUCGUCGAAUUUGAAGACAUCGUGGGGGUGCAAAAUGCAAUUAAGGCAUCCACCGUUCAGAUUGGUGCGCAUCAGCUGUACAUUGAAGAACGGAGGCCCAACAGACAGAUCACUUUUCGUGGAGGCAGAGGCAAAGGUGGUGUUAAAGGACGGUUUGGGUACCACACGGAAGGAGCACGAGGUCGUUUUGGGGGCCGUGGUUUUGGAAGGGGGCCCAAUCACGACUCCUACGAACGUGAUUAUUACUACAACAGGUCAAGAGGGAAUGGGUACUACAGGCAGGCCCAUAGACACGAGAGGUCUUACAAUGCUACGGACUUCCAACAAGGUUACGAGGAAUGA
Molecule: messenger RNA, 1392 nt
Organism: Striga hermonthica
Lineage: Eukaryota; Viridiplantae; Streptophyta; Magnoliopsida; Lamiales; Orobanchaceae
Source: the annotation of a GenBank genome assembly